CAGCCAAAAAAACAGCCUAAACGCAAACAAAAACCAAAACCCAUACAGACCCUGCGCCUGCGACUGAGUCUUCAGACCCUCCUCCUCGCCUCAGCUUUCCCAACAUCUGAACCGGCAGUGCCUUUUUUCUCUCAACUCUCCCACCUUGAAACUUACUCGUCGAGCCCUUCUUGCUUCAGCGGGACCAAGGAGACGUUCUCUUUCUCUCUCUCUUUCUCUGUAACUAAGUGAAUCGAAAUCCAUGGUUCAAGUGUGAAAAUGCCGACGACAGAGAAGCUGUUGGUGCAAAUCUUCGAGAGGAAGAAAUGGAUCGUCAACCAAGCCAAGCACCAGGCCUACCUCUUCGAGCAACACCUCGCCUCCAAAUGCCUUAUUGACGGAAUUGCCCCUCCUCCGUGGCUUUUGUCCUCCUCCUCCUCCGACCCCAAUCAUGUGUUGAACAAACAAGAGCUGAUUUCAGGAGUUCCACUCCCUUGCGCACAGCCUGUGAUCCAUUUUACCGAUAGCCAUUGCCCUGUGUUUGACAAGCCAGUUCCUACAGCUCACAAUGGGGAGCUACCAAAUGGUUUGUGCACUGAACUUCAUGGUUUUGGCAGAGAUGGUUUUGACAGAGGUUUUGGUGCAGGAGAGGAGGUUUUGAUUUUGCCACACUGCCCUGUAAGUAAUGCUGGGUGUGCCUCCAAUGGCGUUCCUCAAGACCAGAGAGAAGAGGAUCCUAGUGUUACAUCUCCAGAAGAUCAGAAGGAUGCAAGGAUCUCAGACAUUUACCACGACCCAGCUCUAUCACCGGUUACAGGUGCAGGAGAUGAGGUAUCUAUUUUUCCGAAGUGCCUCAUUAGUAACGCUCGUUGUUCCUCUGAUGGUGUUCCUCAAGAUCAGAGAGAAGAGGAUCCGAGUGUUACAUCUCCAGAAGAUCAGAGGGGUGCAAGAAUGUCAGACAUUUACCAUGACCCAGCUCUAUCACCAGCUAGAGGUGCAGGAGAUGAGGUUACAAUUUUGCCAGAGUGCCCCAUUAGUAAUGCAGGAGAUUCCUCCAAUGGUGUUCCUCAAGAUCAGAGAGAAGAGGAUCCAAGUGUUACUUCUCCUGAAGGUCAGGGGGAUGCAAAAACCUCAAACACUUAUCAUGACCCAGCUCUAUCACUGGCUAGAGUUCAAAGAUCCAAAUCCAGACAAAGAGCUCUGGCAAUUCGCAACAGUGCCAAUAAAAGCAGUUCACAGGUUAAGAACAAUGUUAAUGGUUGUGCUGGUGGGAUUAUUGGGUGUGCGAUAUCUUUCCUACAAUCUGACCAUGUUGAUGAAAUGAACUUAGUCAAGCCUCCUGAUACAUGUGUUAAUCUAGAUUUAAGUGCAGUAAAUGGGGAAAAACAUUCAAGUAAGGAUAAUUGUUCUUUGGAGUUUGUCUCCAGAAGUACUGGGUCACAAGUUGUGCGUAGUGUUGAAAGAAUAGCAAAAGGUGCCAGCUCCAACAUGUCUGGUCAAAGAAUUGUAGCAAAAGAUACCAGCAGCAACAUAUCUGGUCAAAGAAUUAACCAGUCAAUGUCUGCUGCAUCGAACAAGUCUCAUGCUGCACAGAGAACUCAAAUAUCUACUGGAAGGUCUAUUCCAAUUCAAAGGGAUCUAGACCUAUGUGCAGUGAAUUCAAUAGACUCUUUAGACAAGGAAAAUGUUGCAGAUCACUACGCUGGUAGAAAUACUUGCACAGAAAUUAAUUGUGGGACAGAAGACAAUUCCCAGGUUUUGGAUCACAGGGGUACACAGUCCAGAUCUGCUGCUUCAAACAAGCAUUUUCCAGAAAACCUGACUCAUGGGCUUGCAGGUAUCAGGCAUCAGGAUGUGUUCAGUACUAUGGUACAAGAGGUACCUUGUACACAAACCAGUGAAUUUGUUGAAGUUGCAAGUGUUGGAAAAACUGAAAUUGAUCCUGGUGGAUGUAUUGAAGCUAAUCCUAUUCAUUCUGGAUCUAACUUGGAUGGUAAUGGGCUUAGAGUUGGAGGAGAAGUUUUACACUCAAGGCAGCCCGCUGAUUAUGCGUUUGUGAAUCCCAAGCAACUUAAUUUUGAUGACGUGGAAGAGCUCUGUUUGAAUGGAAUUUCUACUCCUGCUCUUAAGAAGGGAAUGCAGGGUAGGUCAUCAGAAAAAGGUUCUCUUUCCUUGAUGCAUGCUGAAAAUAUACUGGCUGAAGGAAUAACUGUCAAUUACCAAGACAAUUGUAACACACCACUGGAGAUGAGUUUUCUGGGGGAUCGGGAAGUUUCUGUCAGAGGAAAGGAGCUCCAGAAUAGUUUAUCCGAAGCCCCAGAAGAGCAGUUGCAUAAAUCUGGAAGUGCCUCGAAUGAAAAUGCUGCCUCAUCAGUAAAAGAGACAUCCAAUGCUCAUAAGGAUGGAGUUGCUAAUACUUUGCUAGAAAGUGGCAAAGUUCAGAAAUCCUUUUUGACAGAUAAUCCAACUGGCUUGCAAGUAGCCCAGGAAAGUUUGGUUGAAAGCCUGUCUAAUGUUAAUGCUGCAAAACCAACUGAAUUGGUCACAGAAGAGAGUGCACUGGAUUCUCAUGCCGUUGGUAAUCCUACAGUAUCAACAGAUUCUGAUUUUACUAUGGUGUCCGAACUUGGUUCUUUUAGAAUCCCGGAUGCAAAGAAUCUUGCAGUUGAGAAUCCUUGUGCUGCUUCCACGGAUGAGAUGAAGGGUAACUUGCCUCAGCCGAUUAUACGGUCACAGAUUUCUCCAAACUAUGAAAUGUGGAGUAUUGGUGAUAAGGUAGAUGUAGGUUAUACCAAAUCAACUGAAUGCCGGAUUGCAGAGAAAUCCAAGGGAAGAAGUCUUAGCUCUUCUAUGGAGGGUUCAUGGCCUCAGCAUAAACGAAGAAAGAUUGAGCACCUGUCUUCUUCACGAGACUUGAUAGAAAAGGUUUUUCACACUUUCAAUAGAGAUUCUAUUUGUGGAAACUUGGGAAGUGUAGCGCAUAGUCCAAAGGCCAUACUAGAAUCUCAGGGCCUUUCAAUUUCUCCGGAGGAUGUUGUGAAAUCAAUUGUCAGUAGAAGUCCAGUUGAAGAAUCACAUCAAAAUGAGGAUCACCAAAUGAUAGAGAGGUCUGAAUCUUCACCUAAAGCACAUAUGAAAGAGGGUGAAAUCAGCCUGGGAGAGGGGGACAGAAGUGGGAAUGCACCUUUCACUUUUAUGCAUGAAGAAUUGGAAGCAUCACUUCUCUCAAGUUUGAUGAAGCAGGGUGCUGGCCAGUCUCAAGAUUGUUUGAUUGUUGAUACAGGAAGUCCAUGCAUAGAAGGGAACCAUGUUUCUCUUCCUCUUGAGGAUAAUCUUACACUAGGAAAUGUUGAAAAUUGGACUUGCGCUGGAAGAGCCCUGCAGGAAAAGAGAUUUGAUCUUGGGGGAACCAGAAAAUUUUCAUAUUUUUCAGUUGGUUCUCCACGUGGCCAAUCCUUGGAUUUGAUUGGUAGUGAUGAUACAAAGCCUGAGCUUGAGGGGUUCGUUUUAGAAACAGAUGACGAACCAACAAGCAUUGCUCAAGAGGAUAUUAACUUUGAUGAGUGCAACCUUCCGAGCACUACAUUUGAACAUGCCAGCAUUUUGGAGCAGCUUUGCAAAUCUGUUUGCAUGCAAACUCCAGUAGCAUGCUCUUCAGCUUCAUAUAAGUUGCACAAAAUUCCAAAUCUCUACAAGUCUGUUCCAACUGGGCUUCUAGAGGGCGGUGUGGAUAUGAGGACCGGCUUGCCUAUGAAUGAUGCUGUCAAGCCAUUAAAGGAUGGUCAUAGUUGCUUGAGUGAGGAAGUUGGCCAGGCGUUUAAUGGAAGGUCCUAUUCUGAUUGCCUACCAAAUCGUUGUGGUCAAUCUGGUUGGGACAUUAAGAAGCCUUACAUAUCGCCAGUUGGGAAACUCUGGGAUAGAACUGGUUCAAGCACUAGCAGCUCAGGGAAGCGAGGGAGCUUAAAUCCAGAGCUUCCCUGCAUUAGUGAAGAAAAUGAGAAUUUAGAUGAGGUAGCUGAUACUUCCCGAGAUGGCAUUGUUUCAGAAGUAUUAAAUAGCUCAAUACAAAGAGUACCACUUGCUGACAUUACUGAAAUUUCAAACCCUCCUGCAUCAGUUUUGAAAGCUGAACUGCAUGCCGAUAGACUUAGUCUAGAUUCAGUAAACACUGAAUUCAGCUUAACGGGGACUCAUAAGAGCUUCAAACUGAAGCAUGGAAUCCAAAACAGCAUCAAGAGAAGAUAUAACAACAAGGAGAACCUGAGCAUAUCACGAGGAACAAAUGAUAUUAAGAGGACCACUGGAUCACUUCGUAAACCAAAAUUGUCUGGAAAAUCCAGCUUGAGAAAAGGCGGUCCAAGUUUGUUAGAGCGGGAGCCUAAGCGUAACAAUAUUGUGUCGAGUAUGACUUCCUUCAUUCCUCUUGUUCAACAGAAACAAUCAGCUGCUGUUGUAACAGGGAAGAGGGACAUCAAAGUGAAGGCCCUGGAGGCUGCCGAAACUGCAAAGCGUCUUGCACAAAAGAAAGAGAAUGAGCGCAAGAUGAAGAAGGAAGCCUUGAAGCUUGAGCGGUCAAGAAAGGAGCAAGCGAAUAUGAGGCAGUUAGAGCUGCAAAAGAAACAGAAAGAAGAAGAGAGGAAGAAAAAAGAUGCUGAUAUGGCGACAAAGAAGAGACAAAGGGAAGAGGAAGAUAGGAAGGAGAAGGAAAGAAAAAGAAAGCGUGUUGAAGCACGGAGACAGCAGAGAGAACAUGAAGACAAGUUACCUGCAGAAAAAGAAGAUAAAGAAAUGAAGUACCAGGCCAUUGAUGGAAGAGGACAUGAGAGUAAGGAAUCCAAGGAUGAAACAGCGCAUAAGUCAAUGGAGGAAGAAAGGGAAUAUGACACUUUCAGGAACAUUUCAGAGACUGAGCCUAGGACUUCCAGGGUUUCAACAAGUAAUGCCAGAAGAGAGAGUAUUAUCCAUGAAGAACACAGUUUGGCCUUGAGUAAUUUUGGAUAUAACGCAGAGGUACCGAGCAAUUUAGACAAAGCAAUAGACAAUGGGAAUUCUGCUGCCAAUACACGUCCAGAACAGUCAUAUGAAAUCUCUCCAUACAAACAAUCAGAUGAUGAAAACGAAGAAGAUGACGAUGCUAUGCUAAAUAGUAAAUUUGUUCCAUCAUGGUCAAGUAAAAAUUGCCUGGCUCUGGCUGUCUCUUGCCGGAAUAGAGCAGACCCUGGGGCGAUCUUCCCCCGAGAAAGCUUUUGCAGCAUAUCUGAAGUUCUCUUGCCUCGGAAGCAUAAGCUAAACUACAAUGGAAUGCGCUAAACUCUAUUCAAUGUAUUCUUCGCUCAACUAGUCGAACAGCUUUUGGUGAAGAAGAGGUAACAGUUGCACUCUGUCUGCAUGUUACCGUUUUCAAAAGACUAUUAGAGCAGGCGAUCCCUCCCAGCAAAUUUGUAGCUGAAACUUGUAGAAUUGUUGCGAUGUAUAGGAUUCUCUUGUAACUGUUAUUGAGCUAACAUCAUGGAUACUUUGGUCAACACUUACAUUAUUUUAACAGUUAAAGCGA
Prunus avium (sweet cherry) is the source of this 5533-nucleotide messenger RNA. RefSeq lists its product as uncharacterized. The record is from RefSeq and is a predicted model, not a curated record. Lineage: Eukaryota; Viridiplantae; Streptophyta; Magnoliopsida; Rosales; Rosaceae.